GGCCUGGCGGCCGCGGGGGAGGCUGAGGCCUUCAGAGAGAACCUGCAGGAGAUGGACCGCUUCCUCGGGCCCUACCCCUACGAGACCCUGAAGAAGUGGGUCUCCCUCACCAGCUUCAUCAGCGAAGCGGCGAUGAAGAAGCUGCAGCCGGAGAGCGGGCAGAUCUGCGCCUUCUCGGAGGUGCUGCCGGCCGUGGCCGGGCGGCGACGCCGCGGCCGGGGCGCUGAGUUGCAGUUUGCUUUCAUCUGCUUUCUGGUCGGGAAUGUGUAUGAUGCAUUUGAGCACUGGAAAACACUCUUAAACAUCCUGUGCCGAUCUGAAGAUGCCAUAGGGAAGUAUCAAGACCUUUACGUCAAUCUCAUUUCUGUGCUGUAUCACCAGCUCAGUGAAAUUCCAGCUGAUUUUUUUGUGGACAUCAUCUCCCAGGACAACUUUUUAACCAGCACCUUACAGGUCUUUUUUUCCUGCACGUGCAGUGCUGCUGUGGAUGGGACCUUAAGGAAUAAGGCUGAAAAAUUCAAGGCUCACCUAACGAAGAAAUUUAAAUGGGACUUUGAGGCAGAGCCUGAUGACUGCGCUCCUGUGGUGGUAGAACUUCCGGAGGGUGUGCAGGUGGACUAA
Messenger RNA from Phaethon lepturus (White-tailed tropicbird), 621 nucleotides. It is a transcript of the gene AAR2, whose product is annotated as AAR2 splicing factor homolog (S. cerevisiae). Lineage: Eukaryota; Metazoa; Chordata; Aves; Phaethontiformes; Phaethontidae. The transcript is spliced from 3 exons. The annotation marks the transcript as partial. The record is from RefSeq and is a predicted model, not a curated record. Gene Ontology annotation, biological process: spliceosomal tri-snRNP complex assembly.